AUGUCCGCCCACAACUCCCCCAUCCUCGCCCCCUCCUCCCCGGCUCUCGUCGGAAAGCCAAUCGCUUCCACCGGUUCCGGCUCCCUCACCAUCGGCAUCUCCCUCGCUGAACCAAUCCUUUUCUUGCAAGGAUUCGAGCGCUCCGAGUACGCUGACCACACUCCCACAAUGCUCCGCGGAACCCUCCACGUGCACGUCGCAAAGCCUACAAAGAUAAAAGCCAUUAACCUCUCCUUCACCGGAAAAGGCCGAACUGAGUGGCCGGAAGGCAUCCCCCCCGCCAAAGACGAGUACUACGAAGAAAAAGAACUCAUCUCCCACCUCUGGCCCUUCUUCAACGCCCACUUCGCCGUCGAGUCCGCGCCCUUCGGCACCGACGCCGGCGUCCGCAACCCCCGCGGCGCAGAGUCCCUCCUUCCCGGCGCCGCCGCCGCAAAGGGCUACCGCAUGUUUGCUCCCGGCGACUACACCUACAACUUUGAACUGCCCAUCGACGCCUCCCUCCCCGAGUCGAUCGAGUCCGCCCGCGGCUCCGUCCGCUACGAGCUCGAGGCCUCGAUCGAGCGCCCCGGCGCCUUCAAGAGCAAACUCCUCGGUCGCAAGGCCGUCACCCUCAUCCGCUCCCCCGCCGAGGCCUCGCUCGAGAUCGGCGACCCCAUCGUCGUCUCGCGCAAUUGGGAGGACCAGCUGCACUACGACAUUGUCAUUGGCGGCAAGGCCUUCCCCAUCGGCUCUGUCGUGCCCGUGGCCUUCAAGCUCACGCCGCUCGCCAAAGUGCGCUGCCACCGCAUCCGCAUCAUGAUCACCGAAAACACAGAGUACUUUGCGCGCCACAAAAAAGUGCACGGCAUCGAGCCCGUGCGCAAGUACCUGCUCUACGAGCACCAGGCCGACGGCGGCGCAAACGAAAACAUCCUCGGCAACCUCGACGACGGCACCGAGACCGCGGGCCCGAUCGAGCUCGAGUUUAACGCCAAGAUCCCCGGCUGCAACGCCGUCGCAAAGGAGUCCCAGCGUCUGCACCCGGACACCACGUACGGCAACAUCAAGAUCCACCACUGGAUCAAGAUCGUGCUCAGACUCUCGAAAGCCGACGCCGAGGACCCGUCCAAGCGCCGCCAUUUCGAGGUCUCGAUCGACUCGCCUUUCCAUCUGCUCUCCUGCCGCUGCACCACCGCCAACGUCUCGCUGCCGGCCUACAACCGCCUCGGCAGUCUCAACUCGGGCGAGCUUCCGCCCUGCCCGUGCGAGGCCGACGUCGACCCCGCGCAGGAGGCCGAGGACCUCGCGCGCCCGAUGCAUCUCCUGCGCCGGCCGUCGACCAACCCACCUCCGUUCGACGCGGACGUGGCUCCGCCGCCAAUGAUCACGCCUCCUCCAGGCUACGACGACGCGAUCAUGGCGCAGGGAGGAUUUUUCGGCACGGCCUCGCUUGACGACGAAGACGACGACGACGACGACCCGGACCGCGAUCUUUUGAGUCUUGGUUUCGACGAGCUUAGACUUGAUAAUCCUGCGCGGUCGCAGGUGUCGCUCACAUCCAACUCUUCGUCUGCCUCGAGCGCGUCCUCUUAAUCAUUUCUUUUGUUUCAUUGUACGAUACUAUACAUUAUCUGUUUUUUGUUUGUGGGAUUUCUAUAUUGUAAGUUACAAGGUCACGAAAAGUUUUAGGUGGUGUCUCUUGUAUAUAUCUGGUUUUAUUUCUUUGUUCACGGCGGCGUUUGGUUUCUACUAUAUAUAAUACAUACCAUAUACACUUAU
Messenger RNA from Myxozyma melibiosi, 1761 nucleotides. RefSeq lists its product as uncharacterized. The transcript has 3 exons. The record is from RefSeq and is a predicted model, not a curated record. Gene Ontology annotation, molecular function: ubiquitin protein ligase binding; protein-macromolecule adaptor activity. Gene Ontology annotation, cellular component: cytosol; cytoplasm. Gene Ontology annotation, biological process: ubiquitin-dependent endocytosis. Bases 1 to 1575 code for a protein of 524 amino acids. NCBI's taxonomy places the organism in Eukaryota, Fungi, Ascomycota, Lipomycetes, Lipomycetales, Lipomycetaceae.